AUGGGCAUAUGCACAGAGAGGCCAGAGAGCAUCGCGGACGCGGCCGUGGUUGCUUACAGCGACGGAUCGAUCCUAUCGGCUUUGCGGGAGGCAUCUACUACUGUCCUAUACCAACACAGGGGGAGUACAUACGGCGGGAUUGAUGCUGAUGCGUUGCUCUCUUGGACGAACGUCUGGAAGAUGCUGUCGCUGUUAUUUACGUUCGUUGUGGCUGGCUUGCUCGGUCUAGAAGCCCUGAGAUACCAUUCACACUCUAUAGAUAUCCGGGUCUCUCUCUUGCUCGCUGCUCUCUUCUACCUGGCGGUCAAGAUAUACCAUGUUCUGAUCUACCCUUUUGCCGUCUCUCCUCUGCGCCAUCUGCCAACUCCAAAGGACACGACUGCUAAAAAGUCUAAACAGGGGAACUUAAUCCUCGGUCAGACGAUUAAACAGUUCACCGGUGGCAGUCCUCAUGCCGCGCCCGUCAACUGGAUGAGACAGUUCCCGGAUGCAGACCUCAUCCGUCCCCUCAUGCUGGGGAACUCCGAGAUCGUCCUGGUCAACAGUCCCAGGGCGCUGCGGGAGGUCUCACAGACACACUGCUACUCCUUCGUCAAGCCUGGCUUCCUCUUCCGCACCGCGGGCGAGUUCAUCGGUGAGACCGGUGUCUUCUUCGCGGAGGGAGAGGCCCAUAAGCACCAGCGCAGGAUUCUUGCCGUAUCAUCCUUCCUGGCAAAGGCGACCCUCGACGUGAUAGGGAAGACGGUUCUGGGCUACGAACUCGACAGUCUCACCCAGACUUCAGAGUUUGACCAGCGGUACAUCGAUGUCAUGCACCUCUCCUCCACGGACCAGAUCAUGCUAGCUCUCAAUAACUGGUUUCCGGCCCGGAAAUGGAUACCCAUACAGGCCAACCGCCGCUUUCUCGACGGAAACCGAAUCAUCAAGCAGAUGCUAGAAGAACACAUCAAGCAGCGUGUCCUCGCUCUCAGUGUCGAAACUUACACCGAAAAAGUGCUGGAAGGCGAUGAUCUGCUCACAAUGACAAUACGCGGAUACCUCGAUAGGGGUGAGCCGUUUUGCGAAGACCAGUUGGUUUCACAGGUCCGGCUUCGCUCAGCCAUAAACGCAGCAAUCCGUGAGCAAACCUACACUUACGAAACAGUGCAAUCAAUAGAUUAUCUGGAUUUCGUCGUAAAGGAGGUUCUCCGGCUCUUCCCCCCUUUCGUUUCCGUGCUGCGCACUGCUUCAGAGGAUAUCAGUAUAUGCGGCAACAUCGUACCCGCGGGGACUCUAUUGAUGAUAUAUCCUGCUGUCUCCCAGCUCAACCCAUCCAUAUGGGGUACUACGGUCAACGACUUCGAUCCGGAUAGAUGGUACAAUUUGCCCGAAGCCGCGCAGGACCCGUACGUAUUUCAGACCUUCCACAGCGGACCGCGUGUCUGCAUCGGGCGGGCCUUUGCACUACUUGAGAUCAAGGUCUUUCUCAUACAGCUUUUGCGGAAGUGGGCGUUUCACCCAGUUGAAAGAGUUAUCAACAUACCAAAGACGGGCUUUGCAUUGAAACCCACCGACGGAUUAAAGCUUAGAGUUACUCCGGCUCCAUUGUCAUAG
Molecule: messenger RNA, 1593 nt
Organism: Microsporum canis CBS 113480
Lineage: Eukaryota; Fungi; Ascomycota; Eurotiomycetes; Onygenales; Arthrodermataceae
Product: cytochrome P450 3A9
Exons: 6
Coding region: 1-1593 (530 amino acids)
Molecular function (GO): monooxygenase activity; oxidoreductase activity, acting on paired donors, with incorporation or reduction of molecular oxygen; iron ion binding
Source: RefSeq, a predicted model, not a curated record